GCUAACACUUCGGAAUAUUUUUGAUUGGUCAACUAAUUAAUUGGUAUUUAUCGCUAACACUUAUUGAGUCGUCAAGUUUCAAGCCCAUUGUGCGUUUAUACUCCACACACAUCAGCUCGUUGUCUUUAACUAGAAGACUUUCAUCAAAAGUCAAAACCUUGCCGUAGAAGGUACUUACAGAGGAAUUGUUGACCUAGGAAGCGACCGAAACUUCCCUCGAAAAGUUCAAUAGAUAAUAUGCUGAUCAAAGGUAUUAUUGACGUUUUCUGUUCGAUUAAUUACAAUUUUUGUUGAUGAGUUUCAACCACUCUUGCACACUUUCGCUCGCUAUUUCAAACUCCACGAAAUUUCCUUAAAUUUUUCUAUUUGAUCUCCACAAAGUUUUUUGACUCACAAAUCACAACAGGAUUAGGAAACUACAAAUAAUAUCUGAAUAUUUUUUAAAACUCCGUUGUUUAAACACAACAAAAAUUUAGAGUCAUUCUUCUCUUGUUGUUUCUCGGUUUUGUUUAUUUAUAUUUUGUUCAUGAUUCUGGCUUAAUAGUUACGUAAUCAAGAGUUUGCGUGAAGAACGAUGACGAUGAUGCAGUACGUAAUUCCAGAACCAAAAACUAAAGAGAUUGUAUUCGAGAAAACGUUGCAAGCUGCUGGUCCAGUUACUCUAGAAGAAGUUAAAGACUUAACUUCGAAGCGUAAAAUUAUCGAAGAAUCAGUAAACAAAACCAGAAAAGUAGUCACUGAUGCAACUACAAUAGGAUUAACUUCUGCUUGUGAAAAGGAUCUUCAUAGACUUGGACAAUACAUUCCGUUACUCUUUAACUUGGUUCAUUACACCGAUAAGAUUAAGCGGGUUUCGAAUCUUAAGAUAAGAUGGAGUAGUGGAUUGAUCUCUCAGACCUUGAUUCAGCGUACAUGUCCGAAAUUCUUCCAAGUCGAUAACAUAAUGUUCGAGCUUGGAAUGGUUCUUUUCGUUUACGCAGUUAAGCUCCGGGAGAGAGCAAUGGAACUAGUAUCCACAGAUUCUAAAAAAUCUGUAACAGUUUACAGAGAAGCAUCUGGAGUUUUCCAUCAUCUGUCUCAUGAGCUUCUUCCUUCAUUAAAACUUUGUCUGCCUCCAGGGAAGCUUCCGGAACUAACUCCUCCCCUUUGCUCUUGUUUGAGUCUCCUCUGUUUAGCUGAAGGUCAGGCUGUAACUAUAGAGAACGCCGAAGAAAGCGGCAAAAGUGCAAGCCUUUUGUCGAAACUGCAUUUCGGAAUUUCUCAAUAUCUUUCUGAAGCCUAUUCUCAUUUGUCAUCUAGACCAAAUGGAGAAUAUAAAGACCUAUCGACCCGCUUUCUCGAGUAUGUAACAACAAUGGGAGCUUUACACGAGCUAAAGAGCCAAAAACACUUAGCGGAAGUGCUGGAAUCCGAAGAUCGAGUAGGCGAAGCGGUUGGGGUUCUCAUGCGUGCCUUAGCAGCGGCGAAGAAGAGUACGCCGUCGAAAGAUGACAAGUGGAUAUCGAUAUUCAAGAAAGAGAGAGAGGAAGUAGCUAAAAACAUGGCUAAGUAUGAGAAGCUAAACGAUUCUAUGAUGUUACAGAAGAUUCCAAUUGAUAGAGAGAUACCUUUUCCAAAAGGUGCGAAGAUUGUUAAUCUCAUUCCUUAUACUCCCACAAGGUUGGUACGAGAACUUCGAUUUAAGUCUUAGAAGAAGGUUCACAGAUCAAUUCUUUGUUUGGUUCUUUUGAGUUUGGAGAAGAGACUUAAGGUGUGUGAUAUGUGAUACAGUUCUUUGCCAUCAGAUCAAAAGUUUCUGAUUGUGCAAUAAUUUGUUUAUGCC
This is a messenger RNA of Arabidopsis lyrata subsp. lyrata, 1822 nucleotides long. RefSeq lists its product as uncharacterized. The record is from RefSeq and is a predicted model, not a curated record. The transcript has 6 exons. Bases 575 to 1690 code for a protein of 371 amino acids. Lineage: Eukaryota; Viridiplantae; Streptophyta; Magnoliopsida; Brassicales; Brassicaceae.